Cicer arietinum (chickpea) is the source of this 660-nucleotide messenger RNA. The record is from RefSeq and is a predicted model, not a curated record. Lineage: Eukaryota; Viridiplantae; Streptophyta; Magnoliopsida; Fabales; Fabaceae.
AUGGCAGGAGGAGCAUUUGUACCGAGUGGAGGAGGAAGACAUCAUGAAGGCGAGGUUACUGCCUUUGUGUUGGUGACAUGUUUUGUUGCUGCUAUGGGAGGUCUUCUAUUUGGUUAUGACCUUGGUAUUACCGGAGGAGUGACUUCUAUGGAACCGUUCUUAAUCAAGUUCUUUCCAUCUGUGUAUAAACAAAUGAAAGAUGAAUCUGGAAGCGAGAGUCAAUAUUGCAAAUUUGACAAUCAACUCCUCACAUUGUUCACAUCUUCGUUAUACCUUGCAGCAUUGGUAGCCUCUUUCUUUGCUUCAAUUACAACAAGAUUGCUUGGACGUAAACCUUCAAUGUUUAUAGGUGGUUUGUUUUUCCUUAUUGGUGCCUUGCUAAAUGGUUUUGCUAUAAAUGUUGGAAUGCUUAUCAUUGGUCGUUUGUUGCUCGGGUUUGGGGUGGGAUACUGCAAUCAGUCUGUUCCAGUAUAUUUAUCCGAAAUGGCUCCAACAAAGAUUAGAGGAGCACUUAAUAUGGGCUUCCAAAUGAUGAUUACAAUUGGUAUCCUAAUUGCAAACUGUAAAGGAAUAACAGUCGAGACGUCAGUGGGGACAUGGUCAGACCAACUUUACCAAGAGGUCUUCAAUUAUCUUGAUGACCCACAUCAAUAUAAUUGA